Molecule: messenger RNA, 3907 nt
Organism: Erythranthe guttata (spotted monkey flower)
Lineage: Eukaryota; Viridiplantae; Streptophyta; Magnoliopsida; Lamiales; Phrymaceae
Gene: ACA9
Product: autoinhibited Ca(2+)-ATPase 9
Biological process (GO): calcium ion transmembrane transport
Cellular component (GO): plasma membrane; intracellular membrane-bounded organelle
Molecular function (GO): ATP binding; calmodulin binding; ATP hydrolysis activity
Source: RefSeq, a predicted model, not a curated record
UUCUCCCCAAAUGCUCUUUUGAUUUGAUUUCUUCCUCAUUAUCAUCAUCCUCAUCAAUAAUUCAAUUACUGUUUGUAGAAAUUUAAUCGUGUUGGAGUUCGGCCGAUUUCGCCCCCUUUUUUUCUGACGGAGUGGUGGCUCCGUUGAAGAGGCGGUGCCAUCUCUCUCCUCCCACGGCCACCGCCGAUAUGACUACCGGCAAUGAAGCUGCAGCGCACCUAGAUCUCGAGACCGGCGAUUCCUCCGCCGGCGUUGAUGGGGGUGGAUGGGGCAGCGAUCCUGAUUUCUCCGAUCCUUUCGACAUUGCCAACACCAAAAACGCCUCCCAUGAAUCGCUCAAGCGCUGGAGGCAAGCCGCCCUCGUGCUUAAUGCUUCGCGACGUUUCCGUUACACGCUAGACCUGAAAAAAGACGAGGAACAAGAAAAGCGAAGACGGAUGAUCAGAGCACAUGCUCAAGUCAUAAGGGCUGCGUUGCUCUUUAAAUUGGCUGGACAGCGAGCAAUAGUAUUAGGCACGACAGUAGCUCCUCCAUCCCCUAACGGUGAUUAUGAAAUCGGACUCGAGCAACUUGCUUCGAUGAACAGAGAUCAUAAUAUUACAGCGCUGCAACAAUAUGGAGGGGUUAAAGGGUUAGCAGAAAUGAUAAAAACCGACGUCGAAACAGGGAUAUACGGAGACGAAAACGAGUUAUCACGAAGAAAGAGUGCUUUCGGCUCAAACACGUAUCCCGUGAAAAAGGGAAGGAGUUUCUUGAGAUUCCUAUGGGAGGCUUGGCAGGAUCUAACUCUCAUUAUUUUAAUAAUAGCUGCUGUGGCCUCUUUGGCUCUCGGAAUAAAAACCGAGGGCCUGGAGGAAGGAUGGUACGACGGAGGAAGCAUCACCUUUGCUGUUCUUCUGGUUAUUUUUGUUACAGCAACUAGUGAUUACCGGCAGUCCCUCCAGUUCCAAAAUUUAAACGAAGAAAAACGGAACAUCAAAUUGGAGGUAAUCAGAGGUGGCAGAAGAGACAAGGUCUCGAUAUACGAGAUUGUGGUUGGAGAUGUCAUACCUCUCAAGAUUGGUGAUCAGGUUCCUGCCGAUGGAAUCUUGAUAAGCGGACAUUCUCUUGCCAUUGACGAAUCCAGCAUGACUGGAGAAAGCAAGAUUGUCCACAAAGACCACAAAUCUCCAUUUUUGAUGUCUGGUUGCAAAGUAGCAGAUGGUGCCGGAACAAUGAUGGUAACUGGUGUCGGAAUCAACACCGAAUGGGGAUUGUUGAUGGCCAGUAUUUCAGAAGAUACCGGUGAAGAAACUCCUUUGCAGGUGCGCCUGAAUGGUGUUGCAACGUUUAUAGGCAUCGUUGGGCUCACCGUCGCUUUCUUCGUGCUGAUUAUUCUCUUAAUCAGAUUUUUCACGGGGACGUCAAAAAAUCCCGAUGGAUCUGUUCAGUUCGUCCAUGGAGAGACCAGUGUUAGCGAAAUAGUUGAUGGGGUUAUACAUAUCAUAACUGCUGCUGUCACGAUUGUGGUGGUUGCAGUCCCGGAAGGGCUCCCGUUGGCUGUAACAUUGACCCUAGCAUACUCCAUGAAAAAGAUGAUGGCUGACAAGGCCUUGGUGCGUCGACUUUCCGCCUGUGAAACUAUGGGAUCUGCAACAACCAUCUGCAGUGACAAGACUGGAACAUUGACACUGAAUCAGAUGACUGUAGUUGAGGCUUAUGUUGGGAAACAGAAGAUGGAUCCUCCUGAAGACGGUGCUCAGUUGCAUGCAACAAUUUCCUCUCUUCUAGACGAGGGACUUGCACAGAACACUUCCGGCAGUGUUUUUCUAUCUAAGGAGGGUGCAAUGGAGGUUUCAGGAUCACCAACUGAAAAGGCUGUCCUUCAAUGGGGUGUUAAGUUAGGAAUGAAGUUCGACGUUGUAAAAUCAGAAUCCAUAGUUCUCCAUGUCUCUCCUUUCAAUUCUACCAAGAAGCGAGGGGGUGUUGCAGUAAGAGGAAAGACGGGAUCUCAAGUGCAUAUACAUUGGAAAGGAGCAGCUGAAAUAAUUUUAGCCUCAUGCUCACAAUACGUUGAUGUGAAUGGUUCUCUGCAGUCCAUUGAGGAGGAGAAGGAACUUCUGAAGGAUGCUAUUAACGAUAUGGCCUCAAAGAGCUUGAGGUGUGUUGCCAUUGCUUACAGAACAUGUGAAAUCGACACGGUUCCAACUGACGAAGAACAGCUAUCCCAGUGGACUCUGCCAGACGAGGAUCUUGUUUUGCUUGCUAUUGUCGGUAUAAAGGAUCCUUGUCGUCCAGGUGUACAAGAUGCAGUGAAACUGUGCCAGCAUGCUGGUGUUAAGGUGCGAAUGGUAACUGGAGAUAACAUUCAGACAGCCAAAGCAAUUGCACUGGAGUGUGGCAUCCUUGCUCCGGACGCAGACACAAGUGAACCCUAUGUCAUAGAAGGGAAGACAUUCCGCGAGAUGACUGAGAAAGAGAGAGAACAAAUUGCAAGCAAGAUCUCGGUUAUGGCAAGGUCUUCUCCAACAGAUAAGCUAUUGCUCGUCCAAACAUUGCGUAAACAAGGGGAAGUUGUUGCUGUAACUGGAGACGGAACCAAUGAUGCUCCUGCACUGCACGAGGCUGAUAUAGGACUUUCCAUGGGGAUACAAGGAACUGAAGUUGCAAAAGAAAGCUCAGAUAUCAUUAUCUUGGACGACAAUUUUGCUUCAGUUGUGAAGGUUGUUCGAUGGGGACGCUCCGUAUAUGCAAAUAUUCAAAAAUUUAUCCAGUUCCAGCUCACUGUCAAUGUUGCAGCUCUUACAAUUAACGUUGUUGCUGCAGUUUCCUCGGGUGAUGUUCCUUUAAAUACCGUGCAGCUUCUCUGGGUUAAUCUCAUCAUGGAUACUCUGGGAGCAUUAGCACUGGCUACUGAACCUCCAACCGAUCAUCUUAUGGAUAGAACCCCAGUUGGUCGCAGGGAGCCGCUUGUAACGAAUAUAAUGUGGAGGAACUUGAUCAUACAAGCCGUAUAUCAAAUUUCAGUCCUCCUUGUUCUCAACUUCAGUGGCAUAAAGAUUCUCAAUUUGACCAACGCCGGGGAAGAACAUGCCAACAUGGUGAAGAAUACCGUGAUAUUCAACACAUUUGUUCUCUGUCAAAUUUUUAAUGAGGUCAAUGCUCGAAAACCAGAAGAACUCAACGUGUUUACCGGUGUGACCAAAAACCCCCUCUUCACCGGGAUAGUGGGAUCUACAUUUAUACUUCAGAUAAUCAUCAUCAAUUUCCUUGGAAAGUUCACCUCAACCGUUAGGCUUGAUUUCCAAUUAUGGGUUGUUUGCCUUGCUAUAAGCAUUGUCAGCUGGCCUCUUGCUAUUGCUGGUAAGUUCAUCCCGGUUCCAAAAACGCCCCUAGCGAAGGUCUUCAUAAGGCCAUACCAGAGCUGCAUUGCUGCCCGAAAUGGAAGUAACUCUACCUAAAAAUCAUCGUAUUUUUCCAUUCAUGAAGAUGCCUCUCAUCCAAUUUCCUGGAAAGAUCAGCAGAUAGUGAAAAAAAAACAAAAGUGAUUUUUGAUACUACGUAUGUUCCGCAAGUGUACUACUUAAGUACUUUGUAUUGACUGAUCAAAUUCUAUUAAUUACUCAAAACUAUUCUAUAUUAUUGUAGAUAGUUCAAUUGUUUGUACACAGUAUGUUUUAGCAAUAGGAGGUAUUAAGGAGUUCUACAAACACACAUCUCCGAAAUUCAUAUUCUUUACACUCGAGUCUUUCAUUUCCGAAAAUUUGUAUAUUCUAUAAAUGCUAGUAGUAAUAGGAACUGGAUAUAGUACAAUGUUUCGUAUACCCAAACAUGGAUGACGUUUAGUUACAACGAACAUCAUCGACAAACACAAUGUUUUACAACACAACCAAAUACCUUCAACUGUUACAUUAUAAGAAGUACACAG